AUGGCAUCUGUUCUCCUUUACUCUCUGGGCAUACUCGUUCUUGUCGCCAUCUUUUCAACUCCCGUGUUCGCAAGAAGUCAGUUCCAACACUGGUAUGCCGAAUAUGGCUUUAUUUUCGAUCGGAUUAUUCAAGAGAAUUGCACAUCUGAGUAUGAUUUCUAUGAGGCGGGCCGCACAAACAGGACAUACUGGUUAGACCUUAGCCGAUGGCUGGGUUCUGGUCCUGAACGUUCCGAACAGUUGACGGUGCCAUUGAUCAACUGCAUUAUGGAAGCGUGCCCCGAAUUCAUGAAAAGUGAUAUGGCUAGUGCCAACGUGCUGCUAGGGUUAGCUCCAGGGAUACUCGCAGUACUUGGCUCUAACGUUGACGAGACAUCCUUACUUGCGGUAGUCGGAAAACGACCUUUUCUUGCGAUCGCAUUAGCUGCUGGUUCCCCCGCCGUGGUUCCCCUGCGUCCGCUUGAGUACCGAAGUCCCCUCGAAGGUCUGAGGCCUCGCGAUGACGAGGUCAAGCCCAGAUUGUUCUCUUUCUACAUCGAUGGGCUGAUUUCAAUGCUCGAAUAUGCCUUCGUGGUGGCUGCUAUCGCCAACGUCGCACAACUCAGUUAUGAGCUAGGAUUUGAUACAGCUCUCGCAUUUGCACCGGGUUAUCCUUAUUUGAUUCUGCUUUGGUCCUUCUUUGGGCCGAUUGCUCAUGUACUAGCAGCGCUGAGUUUACUUUUCCGUGCACGCUCGAUCCACCACGUCUCUCGGGGAAUGUCUCUGCGCAGUUGUCUUUCCCAAAUGGCACAGGGGAUAGGUCUGCCUUCUCGAAUCCGUACGAUUCGCGACGAUAUCUUUAGCGACGAGGCGACCUUUCACAGUUGGAUGCGGUGGUUUUUCAUCGGCUAUUCACGGGAGAAUCUACCCCCAAAAAUGACCAUCAAACGCGAGAAUAUCUACAUUUUGGUUUAUAAUGCAGUUUUGGCUGUCAUGAUAUCCUGCCACGUUGUUCUAGGUACACUGGUGUUCUCAAGUAUGUUGUUCAUCUCGGCCCGAGAUGCUGUUUAUAUCCUUGGGCGUUUUAUGUCAUCUGUGAUUGUGUGCCGGGUCGUGCUCGCAUAUGAGCUGGCUAAGCUUCGAUUACUGUACAACAUUGACGACCCGAUACCUUCGGUGGCAGGUGAAAAUGGGAAUUAUCACGAACUUGUGACAUUGAGCCAUAGUACUAAAAAAUGA
Molecule: messenger RNA, 1218 nt
Organism: Penicillium macrosclerotiorum
Lineage: Eukaryota; Fungi; Ascomycota; Eurotiomycetes; Eurotiales; Aspergillaceae
Exons: 1
Coding region: 1-1218 (405 amino acids)
Source: RefSeq, a predicted model, not a curated record